CUUCUUUCGACCGCAAAAUCUCCGUCAGCUGUCACAUUUAUUUUCGAAUAAAAUCGCUAACGCUAAUCAGUAAUCGCUGUAUUGUUCCGUAAUGGUUAGUUUGUGAGCAUAGUUUUAUAUCGUAGGUCGUUAUAGUGCGAACGCCCCCUUUUGAAUCCACGAUCCAUAUUUAUUACAGCAUUUUGAUACCGUUGCUGGUCAACGACACUGCUGCAUCCCAAUCACGCCACGUUUCGCAAUUUAAAUGUAUUACUGUGCUUUGAUUUUCGUUCUUUUACAAGUUUUCUCAUUUACGGUCCAACAAUCUCAAGAAUCCCAAGUAAAAAUUGAAAUUACGUGUGGAACAUCAUUUCUUCAAAUCCAAACAUCACAAAGCCUUACUUUGGAGCAAUUGAGCAAAGCCAAAAAGAUCCGAAUAACAGAAGCCUUGAACAUAACAGAAUGUGUUAAAAGCUGUUGUAGGCCUACUUUAUUGAAUGAAUGCCACAUAGCAAUUGUGCAAAACACAACUUGCUACAAUGUUCGCUGUGAGAGUUUAGAAGAGUGCCGUCUUUCAGAAUCCAGUAGUAAAAACACAGUUCAAACAGUUCUUGUGAGAGAGUUUACAAGACAGUGUUCAGAGCUCUCAAAGAGUUGUGAGGUAGGAGUAGAUAAUUGUUUUGAGAAUGAAGAGUGCCAAUCUAUAAGCGAUCGACGUAGGAAUGGUUGUUGUGAAUGUAAAGAUGGUUUUAUGAGAAGUUUGAAUGGGACCUGCCUUGUCAGAAACAAAACUACUGAAAAUGAAACAACUGAUGUAGUUGAAACAACCUUUCUACCUUGGACCAGUAUUGUUACGACUCCAGCCACUACAUCAACUACGCGAUACAUUAGACAUUUAGCCAUUCAUAUUAGUCCCACAUCCAUCCAACUACCAGAGCUUAAAUCAAACAUAACCGCAAUUGUGGUUCCCGAUCCAGAGUUAGGUGAAGAAUACUCAUACACAUGGGUAGUUGUUAACUACCCCCAAGAUCAACAGCCUGGAACCAUUGAGGGAAAUAACGAAAAAACCCUGAAGCUCAGCCAAUUAUCUCCUGGGAAUUAUACUUUUCACAUUACCGUCAAAUCUCCAAAUUCUCUAGGAGAAGCUAUUGAAAAUCUUACGGUCCUUGCUCCGUUACGUGUCAACGAACCCCCUGUUGCUGUUAUCGUACCUUCAUCUCAAACUGUUCAUUUACCUAACAACGUGGCCAUUCUAGACGGCAGAACAAGCACCGAUGAUACAAAAAUUGUAUCUUACAAAUGGAACCUUGAAAAAGGACCCAUUAGUUACCAGUUUGAACCUAAAAGUCAGAUCACAUUGGAACUAAAUGAUUUGGUGCCGGGAAAUUACACGUUCGGCUUGACGGUGACUGAUAGCGACGGCGAUUCUAAUUCUACUCUAGCCAACGUAGAGGUCAUUAAAGAAACUGAUUAUCCACCGGAAGCGAACGCUGGGGAACCAGUUGUCAUCUACUUGCCUCAAAAUCAGAUUACCUUGAAUGGCAACAAAAGUACUGAUGAUCAUGGUAUCACUUCAUGGGAGUGGAUCUUAAUGAAUGACGGCUCGAAGCUCGGCACUAGUGAAGCUGUCAAAGCAGUUGAUAUGCAGAACACACGAACACCUUAUCCUCAAAUCUCCAAUCUUGCCGAGGGAAUGUAUAGGUUUCAGUUGAAAGUUUACGAUGUAGCCGGACAGUCUUCCACCGCUCAAGUUGAUGUCUUCGUACGACGUCCUGCAACUUCCGAACCCCGAGUCGACGCGGGAAAGAAUACCGCCAUUACUCUUCCAUUAAAUUGGGCCCUCUUGGAUGGAUCAAAGUCAAGGGCCGUCGAUGAUAUUGGAAUCCACAAGUGGCUAUGGACUCAACUCGAGGGUCCGAAUACAGCCACGCUUGUUGGGAACGACCAACCUCAGGUGAAUGUCACUGGGUUGACGAAAGGUCUAUACGUAUUCCAGUUAACAGCUUGGGAUGACAGUGGAGUUAGCGGAAUCGAUAACGUGUCCGUCUCAGUUCUUCAAAAGGAAAAUGAGAAACCCAAAGCAAACGCUGGUGGAGAUCAGUCUGUCUCACUUCCGUUGAAAUGGAUAAUCUUAAACGGCUCUGCUUCCACAGACGACCUGGGCAUUCAAUCAUGGCUGUGGACAAGAGAACCUGAAAGUUUGGCAGCUGGUGCCAUUAUUGCCAACAGUGAUCGUACGAAUUCUCUAAUGUUGACGAAUCUUGUUCCCGGUAAAUACGUAUUUCGUCUAACCGUUACGGAUGCCCAAGGCCUUUCAGAUCAUGAUGUCGCAACUCUCAUCAUUCAUUCAAACCCACGUGAACUCGAUGUGGUCACAAUCACCCUGAGAAGCGACCCUCGGAGCUUUACCGAUAGCGAGUUGACCACCAUUCGAGAACAGAUAGCGCUAUUACUACACCAACAAGGGAGUGUCAAUAUUAACAUAAACAUUGAUGACGUCAUGGUUGAACCAAAAUCGGGCUAUACACGCACGGUUUUGCAAUUUUUCACUACCGUCAAAUCGGAAAAUGGUUGGCGAACUCUGCGAGGAACAGAAGUGGCUGCUUUAUUGAAAAAGAAGCUCCGCAACGACAUAAAUCUCCUGGCAUACCCGGUGCUUGAAGUCGAUACUUUUAUUUGUCAAAACAACUGCUCAGGCCAUGGAGUAUGCGAUCAAGUUACUCGUCGUUGCAACUGUCAGACCUUUUGGAUGGAGAAUCCUAUUUCAGUGUCUAAUGGAGCUGAUUACAACUGCGACUGGAGCUUAGUAUAUGUGGUCAUCAUUGUUGUAAUCUUGGUGAUCCUCAUGGUGCUAACUUUUGGGUCCCUAGUUUAUCUUUGCCGUAAAGGAGUCUUGCCUUGCAAACAAUGUUGCCCCAAAAAGCGACGUCGGUUGCACCGAUAUUCACCCUUGGCAGAUCCUGAAAUAAUGCGGAUGACCCAUAAAGUGUCGAAUAGUUUGCUACCGUCAGACUUGGAUUCCGACACGGAUUCGGAUGUUAUCUUCGAAUCAAAAGGAAACGGCCAUGCCAACGGUCGAUUAAUAAAUGGAAGAUCGGAAGAGAUCCACGCUUGAAAAUGUAAGACCAAGAAGAAACUUCUGCUAGUCCGGUUGCAUGCACAUCAAUUUGUGAUAUCCUUUUUUCCCUCUUGGAACACAUGAGAAAAGUUUUAUGAUGAGAAUUUCUAUUCAGAGAAGAAUUUGUAAACUGUGCAAUAGUUUCUCUGUAUCUGUAUGCCUAUUUACAAGUAAAAUGUUUAGCUAUUGUUAGCUGAAUUGCUUAAAAUUUGUAUAAAAACCAAACUUCACAGCUAUAACUUUAUUGGUUUGGGUGUUUGUGUGAUUGAAUAAGUCGCAUUACUGAAAUACAGUAAAUUUCAGAAUCAA
Messenger RNA from Daphnia pulicaria, 3406 nucleotides. Its product is annotated as dyslexia-associated protein KIAA0319-like protein. NCBI's taxonomy places the organism in Eukaryota, Metazoa, Arthropoda, Branchiopoda, Diplostraca, Daphniidae. The record is from RefSeq and is a predicted model, not a curated record. Gene Ontology annotation, cellular component: cytoplasmic vesicle; plasma membrane. The transcript is spliced from 15 exons. Bases 245 to 3094 code for a protein of 949 amino acids.